AUGCUCGGCACCGCGCUCCUCGUCCUCGUCGUCCUCCUCUGGGUCGCAGCCAGCUUCCUCAUGAACAUCGUCUUUACCGACAUGGCCUACGACAAGCCGUUCCUCGUCACGUGGCUGUGCACGGCCUCGUUCUCGCUGUACCUCGUCCGCCCAGGGUGGCGCCUCGCCCGCCCGCACUUGCGCGGCCGCCGCGACACGAACCGCUCCCUGUCGCGUGUCCGUCCCUCGCGCAACGACAUGGGCCGAUACCUGCCCGCCGUGCCCGUCGUCGCCGUCGACCCGCCGCUCACGACGCGCGAGACGGCCCUCCUGAGCCUGUUGUUCUGCGGCCUGUGGUUCGCCGCCAACUGGGCCAUGAACGCCGCGCUCGGGUUCACGAGCGUCAGCAGCACGACGAUCCUCAGCUCGAUGAGCGGCUUCUUCACGCUCGCGGCGGGCGCGUGCGCCGGCGUCGAGAGCUUCUCGGUCGGCAAGCUCGUCAGCGUCGCCCUCAGCAUCACUGGCGUCACGAUCGUCUCGCUCAGCGACUCGAAGCUGCCCGCCCGCCCCGUCGAGCCGGCGUCGUCCAACCCGCUCCUCGGCGACGCGCUCGCCCUCCUGUCGGCCCUCGCCUACGCCGCCUACGUCCUCCUCCUCAAGGUCCGCAUCCGCAACGAGCAGCGCGUGUCCAUGACCCUCUUCUUUGGCUUUGUCGGCCUGUUCAACAUCCUCCUCAUCUGGCCCGUCGGCGUCCUCCUGCACCUCCUCGGCGUCGAGACGUUCGAGAUGCCCCACGGCAAGCUCCUGUGGGCCAGCCUGCUCGUCAACGCCGCCAUCACCUUCGUCUCGGACGCGCUGUACCUGCGCGCCAUGCUCCUCACCUCGCCCCUCGCCGUCACGCUCGGCCUGUCGCUCACGAUCCCGCUCGCACUCGCGGGCGACGUCCUGUUUCGGCGCUCGGGCGAGCCAACGUCGCUCGCGUCGCUCGUCGGCGCCGCACUCGUCCUCGGGUCGUUUGUCGCAAACGGCGUGCUCGACUUGAGGGAGGCCGAGCGCGAGACGGAAGAGCUCGAGGAGGGCGCGAGCGUCGCGGUUGCUGAGGAGGAGGAGGAGGAGGAGGACGCCGUGGGAGAGGGCGAGGACGAGCGAGAGAGGCUGUUGAGCAGGAGGGCGAGCAUGGAGGAGGAGGAGCGAGGAGGACGAGGAACGGGACCUGGGAGGCAACUAGAUUAGAGCCUCGCCCUGUACUGUACUACCUGCGCGAC
Rhodotorula graminis WP1 is the source of this 1244-nucleotide messenger RNA. RefSeq lists its product as uncharacterized. Gene Ontology annotation, cellular component: membrane. The record is from RefSeq and is a predicted model, not a curated record. NCBI's taxonomy places the organism in Eukaryota, Fungi, Basidiomycota, Microbotryomycetes, Sporidiobolales, Sporidiobolaceae. Gene Ontology annotation, biological process: transmembrane transport; regulation of peptide transport. Bases 1 to 1212 code for a protein of 403 amino acids. The transcript has 7 exons. Gene Ontology annotation, molecular function: transmembrane transporter activity.